Lactuca sativa (garden lettuce) is the source of this 780-nucleotide messenger RNA. RefSeq lists its product as uncharacterized. The record is from RefSeq and is a predicted model, not a curated record. Lineage: Eukaryota; Viridiplantae; Streptophyta; Magnoliopsida; Asterales; Asteraceae.
UGUGACAUUUAGGCUAGUGUAGCACUAAAGAACAAUUAGGAAGCUGUUCACUCUCUUUCUGUCUCUUUCUCUCACUCAGUCAAAAGAAAACUCCAUGACUUCCUCAAGGAUCCGGCCAUCCUAUCGCCGGAGUCCAUCUCUUUCCUCCACUUCUUCAUCAUCGCUCGGAUCAAUGUCUUUCUUUCUCGACGAUUCUUCAGUUCCGGCUACUCCACUGCGAUACUUCGGCAUCCCAUUUUCAUGGGAACAAUUCCCCGGAAUUCCAAAGAAAAAUAAUACCAAAAAGGAUUCAUCACAGAGUCUUCUCCCGUUGCCUCCCUCUGGUAACUCUUUUAGAAAAUCCUUCGGAAAAGACACUGGACCGAUGCUCAAGAAAUACAGCACUAGCGAGAGCUUCCACAAAGAUCCCUUUUUUGCAGCUUUUGUGGAGUGCUCAAAGGAUGAAGAACUGGUGAAGGGGUCAAAAAUCCGGUCAACUAGUGGAUUAGCUAAUGUGUACAGUUCCUGCAAGAGAACCUGUGAGGUGGCUGAGUCUAUUGUUUACCUCCCAAGAUCACGUGCAGGAUACUUUCACCGAUGAAUCUCACUCCGUCACUAAAGCCAAAGUAGCGUCGUUAGAAAUCAAGGCAAUAAUAGGGGAAGACCAGUCCGAUUUAUGGAUUGCCCAUGGCCAUUUUUAUUAAGUGUUUGUUAAUGUGAAUCUGUAUAACUUAUGGAAUGCAUAUAUGAUUGUACUUUAUAUAUAAUUAAUUUAUGUGCUUGACUUCUUUUAAGACAAAA